GAGGCGCGUGACGGCGAGCGCCAGCCAUGCAGCCCUCGGGCGCCUUGUGGUGGCACGGCCUGGCUUUCGCCUGGUUCGCCUACGUCGCCGCCACCGCCUCCCGCAUCGGCAAGAACGACGGCGCGCCUCCGGAACUCGAUGCCCAUGGCGGGCCCUGGAAGUUCCUCACCUUUCUCAACCUGGUUUUGCAGGCUACUUUGUUUGGUGUCUCCUUGCUGGGUGAUGUGUUUGUGUUAAUGAAGAAACGGAGAAUUGCAAAGUUCGUGCUUCCCUUCAGAGACUUGCUCUUCGGAUCCCUGGGUUUUCCUGCGUCUGUGUUUGUGUUCACAUUCUUUUGGAUGUUAUACUUUUAUGACCGGCAGCUGGUUUAUCCCAAGUACCUUGACGCAGUCAUCCCUGUGUGGCUGAAUCAUGCUAUGCACUCUUCAAUAUUUCCAUUUGCCUUGAUAGAACUCUGCUUUAUUCCUCAUCGUUAUCCAUCGAAGGAGAAAAGACUGGGUUUGUUAGGAAUUGGCUGCUUGGCCUAUAUCUCUUGGAUUCUGCACAUUUACCAGAUAUCUGGGAAGUGGGUUUAUCCUGUCUUCCAUGCCCUGAACCAACUGGGCAUUGCAGCUUUUUUCCUUGGCGCCUUCGGAGUCCUCGUACUUUACAGUCACAUGGGAGCAUUUCUCUGCCGCAUGAUUUGGGGUGACACAGUAGUAAUAUUUGACACUUCCAAGAAGAAAAGCAAAUGAGACUUCCACGGAUGCCAGAACGAGCCCUGCUGAUAUCCUGGAACUAGAGACGGAGAACAAGAAGACAUCUCUGCGUGAAACCUAUCCCCAAACCCUGCUUAACAGUCAAGUUUCUUCACAAGAUUCCGGAUAGAUACAACACCAGAUGCUGGAAAACACCUUGAUGCAUGGAUUGCCUAUAGUUGUGUGGCUGGGGCAGAAACUGUUUUGGUGGGGCAGCUGGGCAGAAUUCAGGAGGGAUGUCACAGGAUGUGGCCUGUGACUCCAAGGGAGGUAUUCCUCUGCUUCAAGAGGAGUCUUCUGCUGCUAUAAAAAACUCACUCAA
Molecule: messenger RNA, 1059 nt
Organism: Heteronotia binoei (common prickly gecko)
Lineage: Eukaryota; Metazoa; Chordata; Lepidosauria; Squamata; Gekkonidae
Gene: ADTRP
Product: androgen dependent TFPI regulating protein
Exons: 6
Coding region: 27-734 (235 amino acids)
Cellular component (GO): endomembrane system; membrane
Source: RefSeq, a predicted model, not a curated record